Messenger RNA from Pyricularia pennisetigena, 1872 nucleotides. RefSeq lists its product as uncharacterized. The transcript is spliced from 2 exons. The record is from RefSeq and is a predicted model, not a curated record. Gene Ontology annotation, molecular function: single-stranded DNA 5'-3' DNA exonuclease activity. The coding region runs from base 1 to 1872 and encodes 623 amino acids. Gene Ontology annotation, biological process: interstrand cross-link repair. NCBI's taxonomy places the organism in Eukaryota, Fungi, Ascomycota, Sordariomycetes, Magnaporthales, Pyriculariaceae. Gene Ontology annotation, cellular component: nucleus; mitochondrion.
AUGGCUCGACCGAAUUUGCAAGAUGAUGAAGACGAGUUUGGCUGGGAUCUCUCGCUAGAGGACGAACUGCUCCUUUCCAACAUUGCAGACCACGCUCAAGACCCGGCCCGACGUCCCCGCUCGUCUAGCGCCGGCUCUGAGACAACCAUCACCACUAUAACCACUGUCGACCAGCGUGCGACAGCAAAAAUACUGCUUCCGGCGCGGUCUUCAAACCCCAUCUCUAACCUCCAGGCCGACAUCACAGCCGCGUUCCCCGCGAGUCCCUGGACCGAAGUCAUCGACAUUGACAGCCUCGCCGACACUGCCUCAAUCGGGCCACGGCUCGGCUAUGACAAUGGCGCGCGCAAUGCACGCUUCGAUGGGUUUAAUGGCCAGAGACACGUCGGCUCGGGCUCUACCGUAUCGAACAUUUCUGAACAAAGCGCCGACCUUGCAUACGGCAAGCAAGCGGACGUACGCUACCCCGAUUUGAGCAUCCCACUAUUGGCUAUCAAACCUGCUCCAAACCCCGAUAUUGAAGAUUUGCCCCAAUCUUCCUCCUCCGGUAACGAGGCGGUAAAACCUCUCAAAUCACCACUCGCUCGCUUCCGAACCUUUCCCAAAAAACCACUGUCCGUCACGGACUUUUCAUCGCUGGUAUGGUGCGAGCAGCAGCACGAGUACACCCUCACGCGGCUCGGAGGGCGCAAGCCCAGGACGGCGGCCAUGAAGAGCGGCACCAAGAUACACGAGCAGCUCGAGCGCGAGGUGUACAGGACGGUGCGCGUCGAGAUCAUGACGAAAGAAGACGCGUUUGGGCUCAAGAUCUGGAACAUCAUACAGGGUCUGCGCACGCUUCGGGACGACGGCCUGACGCGCGAGCUUGAAGUGUGGGGUUUGGUGGACGGCCAUGUCGUCAACGGCUUGAUCGACGGCCUCAGCGUCCAGCAUCCAGAUCCUCAGUUUGAGGAGGAGCUUUUGAGUCAGUCUGGGAGUCAGGAGGAGGCUGCUAGGUUGAGUGAGAACCACAAGAUUACCGACUUCUUCGCAGGUGUGAAUCCGUCGCAGGAGCUGAGAGGGCCGGCUCGCAAGGUUUGGCUGUUUGACGUCAAGACCAGAGGGCACUGGUCUCUACCCAGCAAGGUUCAUCUGCGGCCCGCCAUGAUACAGCUGUAUCUCUAUCACCGUUUCUUGGCGGAUAUGGCUGCGGGUAGACUUGACUAUUUGCACGUUUACCGACGAUACGGUCUCGACCCAGACCUCCCAUUCUCCGACCUCUUUCUCGCUCAGAUCGGGUCUUUGCAUGACGAGGUCUUUCAGGACUCGACCUCAACGCCGCCAUCACCGGAUCCUUCAUCACAGGAUAGCGACUAUUCAAGUGGAACCGAGGCCACGACCGCAGCAACGUCAGCUCCAUCCUCCAUGCCUGCAGAGGAGCGACUUCGCUAUCGAUCUCUGAGGCAACUCAUUCCACUACUCAAGAAUGAGCUCAAGCAAACGUUUCCAAGAGGUGAAGCUUCGCUCGGUCAAGUCGUCUCAAUCGAAUAUCGGUACAGGGGUCUGCCGAAGCGAAAGAAGGAGAUGGAUAUUGACCUGAGCAUGGAAGACGAGGAAGACUCUGAUGUGGGCGCUCUCAUCGGGCAUCAUAAUUUCAACGUUGCCGACGAGAACCUGCCUUCCUGUCUGGAGGACCACAUGGAGUGGUGGCGUGGCGAGCGUCCAGCCAACGGAGUCCCCGUCGAAGAGGCGGACAAGUGCCGCUAUUGCCAGUUUGCCGACAUUUGCGAGUGGCGGGCCGCGAAUCACCUGAAGCUGCUUGAGGAAAGUCGGCAGCGGAAAGCAAGGGCCGCCGGCUCUGCACAGAAGGGCAAAUGGAGAAAGUAUGCAUAA